CAAAUAACUGAGCACAGGACAAUCUGCAGUGUAGCACUAGUGUAGCACACUGGUGUGUAGCUGUGUUGGAGCUGAGGUUUCUAGCGCUGGACACCCGUGGGUGUGCCUCGGUCACACGUCUGUCGCCGACCGGUAACAAAGAUCAUUCUCUUGUCGUCUGGUGAUGUGACCACAACCAGCAGCAGACGGCCAGGCGGUCAAGAUGGCGAUCUCAGAGAAACUCACAGCGACGGUACUCACGCGGAUACGCAUGGGCCUUUACGGAACGCUGGUCUUCUUCAGUUUCUUUACGUUAGGUGGAGUUGCUAAUAUGAUGAAUAAAAAUAAUGUGUGUCCGCUGUACGGGGCGGUACAUGGAGCUCUGAUAACCUUUGACACGGGCGCGUGCACGUAUGCACUGGUUGCCUCCAUCUUGUUCCAGCUCUGCUACUGCCUCUACAGGUUCAUCACCAUGGUGCUGUUGCAUUUCAGGAAGAUCAGCGAAAACCACAUAAUAUUUGCCCCAGGAAUUCAGCGUCUCUACAUUUUACACGAGGUUAUAGUUACAAUUCUUACCUUUGUCUCUGCAUGCAUCUUGUCAGCUGGCAUUAACUCUUCAUGUUCCAAUAUUACAUGCUCACUACAGAAUUGGUAUUCUGCAGGACAGACUGCUCAGGCAGGGGCUUGGAUAAGCACAUUUAUUUUUGUAGCUCUGACCACAUUUGGUGUGCUGUACCUGCGUGGUGUCAACAGUGAAGCCCCCACACAGGGCGUGUCCUUCACCGCCUCCUCAGGGUAUCCUGGAACUGUCAUUUCCGGCAUUGACUCUAGCCAGCAGGGGGACACUGCCACACAUCCUAACCAGGAUAAUCCCCAUCCUAGUCAAGGAUCUAGUAAGGAUUACCCAAUGAAUGAGAACCCACAGUUGUAUUACCCACAGAAUCCUCCAAGAUAUGAAGAUAUCUUGAAAACAUAUUGAUACUUCAUUAAACAAUAUUCUUCAUGAAAACAUAUUGAUACUUCAUUAAACAAUAUUCUUCAUGAAAACAUAUUGAUACUUUACUGAACAAUAUGCAGGUCAAGUUAACAACCUGUUUUUUUGUUGCCGUUAACAUCAAAAUAAUACAACUCGACAUUGAUGCCCAAAUCCAGUUAUGCAGUGAUAUUGUGUAUAUUUCAUUGGACAAAAUCAAAUCUUUAUGAUAUUUUAAAUUGCAAUACAAUAAUUUAUGACUGUAAUGGACAUAUUAUGAAACUACUGCAAUAUAUCAUGUACAUGUCAGAUGUAAUGUUUUUAAGAACAGAAUUUUGCUUUGAAAAUAUAAAAAUGUAUGUGUGUAUGUAUAUUUACAUGUAAAGAAAGAUAAAAUUGAGUGAAAAACCAUAUAUUUAUUAUAACUUCUCUUUUCUAUUGUUGUUUUUAACUACAAACAUAAGUUUUGUUGGAAGUGUAUUUUUUAAAUAUUUUGUAUAGUUUCUAAAAUACUGACAUUUAGAUUUAUAGUUUUUUAUGUUGAUAAGUUGCAGUAAAACCUAUUAUUUAUAGAAUAGCAAUCACUCAACUAUUGUCGUGUGUCUUAACUAAACAAUUUUUUUUAAUGUAUACAUUUUAUGAAGGUGUUUUAAAAGCGGUAUAUUAAAAACAUCCACAAAUAAAUUCUCACAAUACUUUUCACAUUAUU
Molecule: messenger RNA, 1661 nt
Organism: Physella acuta
Lineage: Eukaryota; Metazoa; Mollusca; Gastropoda; Physidae
Source: RefSeq, a predicted model, not a curated record